GAGCAGAGUCCCUCAAUCAGAUGUGCGGGAUCCGGACUUUACAGCGAGAGACGGCUCCCACCGCCGCCGAACCACCAGCACUCUCUCACCGUGGGAAAGACACCCAGCAGCCGGCCAGCAGCACCUGAGCUGGACGCUGUGGCGGAGCUGUGAGGAUAGGAAAAUCUAAUAACAAGAGAAGGUUAUUUUUUUUAGCCCUUACUCUACUAUAAAGGCGAUGACAACCCAGUAAGACUUGACCAAGCAGGGCUACCAGCUGUUCCACCGCCUUGUCUCUGUAUCACAUCUCCUGGAGACAGUGAGGACAGACAGACUUCCAGCAGAAAGACAGGCUCGUUUAACUUGAACAACCCCGGGGAUUGAUCGUCUUAAUAUCCCCAAAGGGCCAAACUUCCACGGCCAACUAUGUAUCGCUCGACCAAGGGAGCGUCCAAGGCUCGCCGGGACCAGAUCAACGCGGAGAUCCGGAACCUCAAGGACUUGUUGCCCAUCACCGACGCCGAUAAAGCGCGGCUGUCCUACCUGCACAUCAUGUCACUGGCGUGCAUGUACACCAGGAAAUCCGUCUUCUUCAGCGAGGAAUCGGGAACUGCCAUGAGUCUCGAGGAGAGCGCGAGAUUUCUGUCUUUCCACGAGCUGUCGGAGUUGGUGCAGGCGCUGCCCGGGUUUCUAAUGCUGGUGAGCGGGGAAGGCAAGCUGCUGUACCUCUCGGACAGCGUGUCCGACCACCUGGGACACUCAAUGGUGGAUUUGGUUGCUCAGGGCGACAGUGUCUACGACAUCAUCGAGUCUACGGAUCACUUCGUCAUGAGGAACAACCUCACCAACGUCUCCAACCUCGACCAAGACCGCCUCUUCCGCUGUCGAGGGUUCCUGGGAAAUUUGAUUGGAAAAAGCAGGGCAGCCUACAUCAAAUCCUGA
Messenger RNA from Gadus macrocephalus (Pacific cod), 921 nucleotides. It is a transcript of the gene npas4a, whose product is annotated as neuronal PAS domain protein 4a. Gene Ontology annotation, molecular function: DNA-binding transcription factor activity, RNA polymerase II-specific; RNA polymerase II transcription regulatory region sequence-specific DNA binding; protein dimerization activity. The coding region runs from base 406 to 921 and encodes 171 amino acids. The record is from RefSeq and is a predicted model, not a curated record. NCBI's taxonomy places the organism in Eukaryota, Metazoa, Chordata, Actinopteri, Gadiformes, Gadidae. Gene Ontology annotation, biological process: regulation of transcription by RNA polymerase II. The transcript is spliced from 5 exons.